AUGGUUGCCAAUCAAGACGCAAAGGCCGCCCAGGCCCCAGUCAUCGAGACUGACAACACUGCUGCGGUCAAGGCUGCUAUUGUUUCCAGCGAGACGACCAAGGCUGCGCCGGUAACACAUCCUCUUGGUCCUUUGACUGGUGAGGAGAUCAGCAAGGGUGCGGACUUGGUUAGGUCUGUGUGGCCUGAAGGGACGAAGCUCCAGUUCAAGGUCAACACUCUUCAUGAGCCCGAGAAGAAGAUUCUUGCCCCUUGGCUUGCUGCAGAGAGGGCGGGUGAGAAGCCUGCGCCGCUUGAGAGGAAGUCUUUUAUUGUUUAUACACUUAGGGGAACUCACAAUGUCCAUGAGGCGGUUGUCAACUUGACCACUCAAAAGGUCGAGUUCAACGCCAAGCUUGGGCCUUUUGAGCACCCCAACAGUGAUAUGGCUGAGCUUGAGGAGGUUGAGAAGGCCGUGCUGGAGAUUCCCGAGGUGAAGGCCGAGAUUGAGAAGCUGGGUCUUCCCGAGGGGGCGGUGGUUGUGAUGGAUCCUUGGAUUUAUGGUGCCGACGGCAUCAAGGAGGCCAAGUUCUUCGACGACAAGCGUGUCAUGCAAUGCAACCUCUACCUUCGCGACCCCAAGAACUCAUCCGAAGAGGACAGCUGCCACUACUCCUUCCCCCUUCCCGUCUCUCCCGUCAUUGACCCGGCCACCCUCGAGCUGGUUCGUAUCGACAUCAUGCCUACCGGCCAUGACGAGACCAUCAAGCCUUUCACAUGGCAGGACCGCCCAGCAAACGAGUACAUCCCUGAAGCCCACACCAUGCGCACCGACCUCAAGCCUCUCCAGGUUGUCCAGCCUGAGGGAGCCUCUUUCACAGUUGAGCCCUUCUCUGAGCUCGGCCGGACACUGAAGUGGCAGAAGUGGGACUUCAAGGUCGGCUUCAACCAGAGAGAGGGCAUGGUCCUCUACGAUGUUCACUACGACAACCGCCCCUUGUUCUACCGCCUGUCUCUCUCCGACAUGGCCAUCCCUUACGGUGACCCGCGCAACCCUUUCCACCGCAAGUGCGCCUUUGACUUGGGUGACGUCGGUGCUGGUUUGACAGCCAACAACCUCCAGCUCGGCUGCGACUGCCUCGGCAGCAUCUACUACAUCUCCUCUGUCCUCGGCAACGCCGAAGGCAAGCCCGUCGACGCCCCCAACGUCGUCUGCAUCCACGAGCAAGACUCUGGUCUCCUCUGGAAGCACACCAACUACCGCACCAACCGCGCCGUCGUCGUCCGCAACCGCGAGCUCGUCCUCCAGUCUAUCCUGACGGUCAGCAACUACGAGUACAUCCUCGCCUUCAUCUUUAACCAAGCCGGUGACAUCACGUACGAAGUCAGGGCAACGGGUAUCUUGUCCACCCAGCCCCUCGACCUCGACCUCACCGAGGUGCCGCACCCCUUUGGCACCGUCGUCCACCCCGGCGUCCUCGGCGGUUACCACCAGCACUUCUUCUCCCUCCGCGUCGACCCCAUGAUCGGCGGCCACGGCAACCAGAUCGCGUACGAAGAAGCCGAGGCUAUGCCCCGCGACCCUAAGCUCAACCCCAACGGCCACGGUUACAUGGUCAAGAAGACGGUCAUCGACACCACCGGUGGUUACGACCUCGACCCGAGCAAGAACCGGACGUUCAAGAUCCUCAACCCAUCAGUCAAGAACACGGUCAACAAGCUCCCGGUAGGCUACAAGGUUCACGUGCCCCCCUUCCAGCCCAUCCUCGCAGACAAGGACAGCUACCACUACAAGCGCGCCGAGUUUGCCGAUCGGAGUUUUUAUGUCACCAAGUAUGUUGACGGGGAGCUGUUUGCGGGCGGGAAGUACACCAACCAGAGCCAUGGCGGCAAGGGAGUCAGGAGCUGGGCCGAGAGGAAGGAGGAUUUGACAAAGGAGCAGGACCCGGUGUUGUGGGUGAAUUUUGGGAUCAAUCACAUCCCCAGGGUUGAAGAUUUCCCGGUUAUGCCGAUGGAGAUGUUGAAGGUUAUGCUGAGGCCGGUGAACUUUUUUGACAAGAACCCGGCGUUGGAUGUGCCGAGUUCGAAGCAGAGUUUCAACUGCAGUACUGCGUUGAAUACGGCUGAUGAGCUGGCGAAGAAGGUGGAUGGGUUGGCUGUUACGGGGGGGGAGAUGAAGGGGUGCUGCAAGGCUUAG
This is a messenger RNA of Podospora pseudocomata, 2175 nucleotides long. RefSeq lists its product as uncharacterized. Gene Ontology annotation, molecular function: primary methylamine oxidase activity; copper ion binding; quinone binding. The transcript is spliced from 3 exons. The record is from RefSeq and is a predicted model, not a curated record. Gene Ontology annotation, biological process: amine metabolic process. Lineage: Eukaryota; Fungi; Ascomycota; Sordariomycetes; Sordariales; Podosporaceae. The coding region runs from base 1 to 2175 and encodes 724 amino acids.